Rhipicephalus sanguineus (brown dog tick) is the source of this 1681-nucleotide messenger RNA. Its product is annotated as homeobox protein vnd. Lineage: Eukaryota; Metazoa; Arthropoda; Arachnida; Ixodida; Ixodidae. Gene Ontology annotation, molecular function: RNA polymerase II cis-regulatory region sequence-specific DNA binding; DNA-binding transcription factor activity, RNA polymerase II-specific. The transcript has 4 exons. Gene Ontology annotation, biological process: cell differentiation; regulation of transcription by RNA polymerase II. The record is from RefSeq and is a predicted model, not a curated record. Gene Ontology annotation, cellular component: nucleus. Bases 1 to 1563 code for a protein of 520 amino acids.
AUGCAGCUGCACCGGCCCAGUGCGCCUCGCGAUGAAGCUCACAUGCAAACGCUGAGGGAACUAGCCAUUCCGCUUAUCAAAGUGAGAGCCCAUGCUGGCACCGCCGGGGGUAAUAACAGCAGUGUCGGCUGUGGAGGCACUGGAAACGGCACACCUAUGGCUCCGUCUACAGCGCCGCGGGUCAACGCGUUACCCAUCUCCUUGCAGAACAUUGCGUUCGUGUCCGUGCUUCAGCGGGCCGCGGCCGAAGCCAAUGCCGCUGCGGCUGCAGCCGCGGCUUUAAAGUUGUCCAGGAACGGUCACCUGGGCCGGCCUUCCAAGCUCAGUUUCUCGGUGCGCGACAUUCUGGACUUACACGAGGUCAAAUCUGGCUGUUCCAGCCCCUCCUACGUUGGAGCCAAUGGACAGUCCCCGGUCUUGCCUGCUGGAGGCGGCGCUGGGGGAACUACGCUUGGUGGUGGAUCGGUUGGAGGCAGUGUCUCCGCGGCCGACCUGUGUGGUGGACCUGUCGGUGGCUGGACCACGACCGGACAUGUACAUGGCGGCAACCCUUCCUCCGGUGGUCUGGGCCAGGACCUGGGCGCGUCUCCGUACUCGCUGCACUACGGCGGAAUGUGCUCCGAUCCGGCGUACCGGUGGUUCCACCCGACGCCGGACAUGCUGUCCUACAGCGCACUCGCGCUGGGCUCGAUGGGAGGCGGAGGCAUGGAUCCCCUACAGGGUCAGCUUCCCGUGGGCUCGGACCCGUCUCCGCUGCUCUCGGAGGCCGGAGAUUUGGGCGAGCCUCCCGCAUUGGCGGCCUCGCCACAUCAGGAGUCGCCAGCGUUGCCGACCGGUAGCACGCCGCUGGUGACGCCCUCUUCAGUAUCACCGGGAUCUAUGAGGCCUCUUCUGGGACCGGCGAGCCCUAACGGCUCGGAAUCGUCGAAGCCGUCAGUGGAUCUCGCGGUUGACGACUCGAACAGCGAGGACGAAGACGGCUGCGACCUCAAGGGUGACGACCUCGGGGCGGGCGGCGCGCAAAACCGCGACGGUGGCGGGACCUCUGGUCCCGGCUCCCAGCAGCAGCCCCAGAAGAAACGGAAACGGCGGGUGCUGUUCUCCAAGGCACAGACGUACGAGCUCGAAAGGCGUUUCCGGCAGCAGAGGUAUCUGUCCGCUCCCGAGCGCGAGCACCUGGCCUCCAUCAUCCGGCUGACGCCGACGCAGGUGAAGAUUUGGUUCCAGAACCACCGCUACAAGACGAAGCGCGCCCGGCAGGAGAAGGGCCUGGACGGGUCGGCCGGCGCCGGCAACCCGCUACCGUCGCCUCGUCGGGUCGCGGUGCCCGUCCUGGUGCGGGACGGAAAGCCCUGCCAGCCCGGCUCGCUCAAGGGGGCCGACGGGUCUUCGUCCGUGCUGCAACCGCCCCAACCUGGAGGAGCCGUACCGUUUGCCGGAGACCUGGGCUCGGCGGCGGCAGCGGCGGCAGUGGCAACGUGCAUGGGAUCACUUGGAGGGAGCGUGAUGCCAACCUACUCGCAUCAGAUGAUGCCGCAUCAACCAAGGCACUGGUGGUAUUGAACGGCCACCAGAAAACCUAUCCUGGAAAACCUCUAAUGUCCGGUGAUUCGUCGAGAGACAGACUGUGUGAGAACUGAGCUCCAGCGUGGUGCGCAUCAAAUAUGCGCUGUGUCCUUGU